AUGCCGCCCCCGGCCACAAGUCCCCCCGCCGUGCCCCCACCGGACGGCGGUUGGGGGUGGGCUGUGGUGCUCGCAUCUUUCAUCUCCAUCGGCUUCUCGUACGCCUUCCCCAAGGCCAUCACGGUCUUCUUCAAGGAGAUCCAGGUCAUCUUCGAUGCCUCCUACAGUCAGAUCGCGUGGAUCUCCUCCAUCAUGCUGGCGGUCAUGUACGCCGCGGGUCCCAUCAGCAGCAUACUGGUCAACACGUACGGCUGCAGGCCCAUCGUCAUGAUGGGGGGCUGCCUCUGUGCCACUGGUAUGGUCUUAGCUUCCUUCUGCACCAGUGUGGUGCAGCUUUACCUCUGCAUAGGGGUUAUCGGUGGACUUGGACUGGCCUUCAACCUGCAGCCAGCGCUGACGAUGAUAGGCAAAUACUUCCUGAAGAAGCGUCCCAUUGCUAACGGGCUGGCGAUGGCAGGUAGUCCGGUGUUCCUCAGCACCCUGGCUCCUCUCAACCAGUACCUCUUCAAUCAUUUUGGCUGGAGAGGCAGUUUCCUGAUCCUGGGCGGCCUGCUGUUGAACUGCUGUGUGGCUGGUUCCCUCAUGAGACCUCUGGGACCACCACCCAGCAAGCUCAAGAAGGACGAAGAGUUAGCCGUCAUCGCCACGACAACAAAAGAGAAGCGCACUGCCUGGGAGAUGGUCAACAAGUACCUGGACCUGACGCUCUUCAAGCACCGCGGCUUCCUCAUCUACCUGUCAGGAAACGUGAUCAUGUUCUUGGGCUUCUUCGCACCUAUCGUCUUCCUCACAGCCUACGCUAAGGACAUGGGUGUGGAUGAGUACUCUGCCGCCUUCCUGCUCUCAAUUCUGGCUUUCGUUGACAUGUUUGCCAGACCCUCCAUGGGGCUUCUAGCCAACUCCCGCUGGAUCCGGCCCAAGAUCCAGUACUUCUUCAGCUUUGCCGUGCUGUACAAUGGGGUGUGCCACAUCCUCUGCCCACUGGUGGAGAGCUACAGCGGUCUGGUGGUGUAUUCAGUAUUCUUCGGCUUUGCCUUCGGCAUGGUCAGCUCAGUACUGUUUGAAACACUGAUGGACCUGGUCGGGCCUCAGAGGUUCUCCAGUGCUGUGGGACUCACCACCAUUGUAGAGUGCUGCCCGGUCCUCCUUGGGCCACCUCUAGCAGGGAAACUGGUCGAUGUCACAAAAAACUACAAGUACAUGUAUUUUUGCUGCGGGGCGGUUGUGAUCUUGGCAAGCAUUUGGCUCUUCAUCGGGAACUUCAUCAACUACAGACUCUUGGAGCGUGAGCGUAAGAAUGCAGAGAUGUACAAACCUGCUGAGACGGAGGAUCCAGACCCAGUUCAGGACAAGAAGGAGGCUGAUGGGGAAGCCCAAGCGUCGGAGGAGCCAGCUGACAAAAAUCAAAAGGAUGAGGAACCAAUGCAGCGGGAAACCAACAUCUAGAUCCGUCUGCACUGCCAACAGCUCACCUUCACCUCUGUGGCAGCCUCACAACACCCUCCACCACGAUCAAACCGGGCUCCAAGCCAAGAGGUGCCUCUCGGUGUUCCACCAGGCUCUGUUCGGGCUCCUCUGCACUUGUCUGAAACUAACUGCCAAAGCAACAAACUGUGUUGUAGGAAGCUGUGAGGAAUUAGGUCUGUAUGUCAAAGAGCGUCAGGUGUGACUAACAGAGAUAUAAACCAGAGAGAAAAUUGUAAGAUACUGUAUGCAUGUGAAGAGGCUCAAAAGUCAGAAAAUGUCAUGGAAAAUGGGAAAAACAGUGUACUACUAACUUUAUUUAGUUUUUCGCCACAUUCACCUCAUAUCGGAUUUACUGUAAAUACAAGACUGCAACUGGGGGGUGGGGGGUACUUUCAAGAUACCUAGUGGCAGUCACGAUCAGGAUGUGGCACUAUAGUCGGAGGUAUUUGGCCCGUAUCGUAACCUGUUGUAACCGAGAGCUAAAACAGCAUCAAAUGCUAUGUUGAUAAGUAAAUUGGGUACAUUUAGUCAGACAAUCAGCACCGCUUCAGAGAAGUAUCACCUGCCACAGUUUGUUUAUGGUUGAUUUAAAAUUUCAACCUGUGAAAAUAUUCCACACUGUACCGACAAGCGUCAUUCCCACUGUGUCUUCCGAUAUGCUGUGAAUGCAGCGUCAGCGUCUUGUCACUGUUCCAACAGCACCAGCAAACUGAAAAUGAACGCUGUCGUCUCCACAAACGGUGAAAAAAUGUCUCGGUGGUUAGAGAUGACAAUCUCUCACUGGCGGGUCACUGUUUUUAUUCUAACAGCAGCCAGCGUCUGCACUUGGGGACUUCUUGAAUAAUGCUGAUUCCUAACUGUGUGUUCACACCACGAGCAACUCAAGAGAUUCACUUUUGGCACAUUGCGGGCAGUUAGGGACUCUGAAUGCAACACCUGUGCAGUCAGAUCAGAAGUAUUGUAGCACGGUGAAACAAUUACCCAUUCUCCAGGCUUCGUCCUUUUAAGACGUCUUUUCUUGUAUUCUUUCACAUCUAUGUUGUGGAGAACUGGGCAGAUUUGAAAAGGCUUGAAUCGACUGUUCUCAUUUUAUGCUAAUCUCAGCGUAGUCGUAUCGAAAAAAGGGAAUGAAAGAGGAGCUGAAAUGUGACAUCUGUUAAGCCUAAAAAGCCUGAAAAGUUUGGCCGGUUGUCCCCGGUUAGUCAGCUCUCUGUAGGACUUGUUGAUUGUGUUCCUCGCCGUGUGAACGCAGCGUUGGCAAUCCCAGUGCGCCGGAGACGCUCGGUCCAUCUGGUGGUAUGUGUCGAGCGAGAGCGCAAAAAAAUCCUAAUUGCACUGUGUUUUAAUAUGGCAACCGGGCGCUCUAAAAUUCCCACCUCCAUAAAUAACGAACAGAUGUGUUCGCAGCUGGUGACGCUGGUCCGAGUGCAUUACGCUGGCCGCCUGAGCACUGUAACGUUGUGUAGGAAAAAAAAAAAAAAAAAAAAACCUGCACAAAUGUCCCACUUUAAUACCUUCAAGUCAAAAUGCUUCCUGUAGGUCGUCUUUUGUUCCGUAUUGCACUCAUAUAUGCUGCACUAAAAAGAGAAAUGGCCAUACUUCACCCUCAACAUCUUUAUGAAAUUGCUGCAAUUCCGUGAAUUUAAUUAUGGUUGAAUGUAAUUUCCUCUGUGGGCCUUAAAAAGGGUAUUAAUGACCAAAAACCAUCUGCGCAGUAGUGUGUUUUUUCUUUUUCUCUCUCUACACAUAGAGCCCGUGAGCAAUAUAAUCUCAUGUUUUAAUGCAGGCAUACAGGGGGACGUAUGCCUCGUGGUCAGUGUGAGUCCAUUCUAUGAUGCACUGCCUUAAAUGUAGCGUAAUGAAUGCAGGCGGAGUUGUACAGUGAAUACUUGAUAGUGUUAUACCAAGCUGAUUAACCGUUGUGUUAAAUGUGAUCCACUUAUCUUUUUCGCUGUGAUGAACUAAAAAAAAAAGUCAGUUGAGUCUCCAUUUGUCUCCUCACACAUCUGAGGCGUUGAAGACAUGAGAGUAACUUUGUGCGUCCAUGAACUAAUUCACUAACACCCACAGCGGUACGUUCAAGCAUCUAAAGGAAAAACUACUGAUACUACUAAUUAUAACUGAAUGCUAUCGAAGUUUACCGUUCGUAUCGUGUGCAAAACUAACGUGCUAGUUGAACGUAGAACGUAUCACGUAACCAUCUAAAUGUUGCUCUAAGUGUCAGUGUUGUUCGAAGAUCUAUCCAUUCCAUGUGUCGUUGUUGUUGUUGUUUUUUCCUUUUUGUAAAUGUCAUCCCGCCGUGCCGUCGAUCACCUUUCGUCUCCCAGGCCUCGGCCGCAAACGCUGACCAAACCUCACAUCAGAUGUCCUGACAAAGCCAAACCCGUUUAAUAACACAUUUUUAUUAUUAUUAUUUUUUUUUUAAAGCAAGUCACGAACACAGAAUCAUGCAGAAUCAUCCAGCUGUGUAGCCGUGGCUCUCUACCGUCCAUUGUGAAAAUCAGAGGAAUCAGCCGCUGUUGUGUUUGUCCGGAUGUGCUCCCAGGGUGUCGGUGGAACACUGUUGAGAAUAUCCGCUCUGCCGUUUGGGCGCACUUUCUGUUCUCGGUGUAACUCAACACGUUGACUUCUUUGAGACGAGCCGGUCUUGUUUUCUUUUUCAUUUGGGUGAAGAAAAGCUCAGCUCUUCAGAUUCUCCCAUCAUGCACGUAGCUCACCAGCAUUUCACGCCGAUACUAGACAGUAUUUUUGUAUUGCCAUGUCUGUACCCUGUCAACAGUUUUGAUAAUGAAUAACCCCCUGAAUGUUAGCUUAUCCUGCUUGCACUUAAUUAAAAGGACGAGGGACUACUUCCAUUUGCUUGAAUGCACAGGUGGCUCUGCCCACUGUACAUGAUGACACUCAAUGACAGACUGUUGUACAAUCACUUUCUACCAAAUAACACUGCCCCCUGCUGGUUCCAAACCACCCAGACCAAAAGGUACAAGUGAGCCAAGCGUCGCUUUCAACAGGAGAACACACUCGUUCUCAUACGUUUAGUCUUUGAAAUGACCAAGCAAGGUUCCAUUUGUAAUGGAUGAUGUCAGUACAUUUCUUUCCUCUUGUUUUGUUUUGUUUUUUUUUUUUUUGGUGGAGGUUUUGUUAGAAUGAAUACUCUCUCUUUGUAUUUGUAUGUCAAAGUAUACAAAUGGAACCACCUUGUAAUGGUUUUGAUGGACCCAUUGGAAUUUCUUCCUUUUUUUUUAAAGGAGUGACUGACCCUCCGUGUUCUCUUCAGUCGUUAAAAAUAGCAAUCUGCACGGAGCAGAUAUAACAACCGUAGUGCUGAGCAGCAGCUCCCCAACCUGGCGAUCAGAAGAUGACUCUGGGGGGUCAUGAGAUAAUCAAACAAUGAAUUACAACUAGAAUGUAAUCUGAUAUUUGCUAUUUAUUUUUCUUGUCUGUAAUUGUUGUGCUCCUGUAGAAUACUGUGAAAUAUUCGAACUUCAAACAAAGAUCUGUGAACUGAAAAUCACAUGAUUCGCACUCGCCAAAUCAGAUCUAUGAUAAGAGCUUGCGAGUAAACAUGGUUCAACUAGAAGGGAGCUGCUGGUUUAGAGGUCGACACGAUAUGGAGGCGAGUUACGACAGAAGUAAAUAACGAUGUUUGAUGUGUUCUGCUACAGUAUUCACCUUACCGGACUGCAAAUAAAAAAAAUAAAAAAAUUUAAAAAACCCAUAA
Molecule: messenger RNA, 5188 nt
Organism: Acanthopagrus latus (yellowfin seabream)
Lineage: Eukaryota; Metazoa; Chordata; Actinopteri; Spariformes; Sparidae
Product: monocarboxylate transporter 2-like
Exons: 4
Coding region: 1-1446 (481 amino acids)
Biological process (GO): monocarboxylic acid transport; transmembrane transport
Cellular component (GO): membrane
Molecular function (GO): monocarboxylic acid transmembrane transporter activity
Source: RefSeq, a predicted model, not a curated record